UCCAUUGAUUGAACUCUAAGAAGUCCAAACACAGGAGAUCUAGGCCAAGUACUCUCUGUUCAGUCUCCACUUCUCACCAACCAACCUUUCUCUUCCUUCUCUUCAAUGGCUGCCUCUUCACUUCUCCAAUCUCCCCACUUUAGCCCUUACUUCAACUCCAAACCCAAAACCAGACGCACUCAUUUUUAUGUUAAAGCCUCGUCAGCUUCCGAUCCCUCUAACAUUACAAUCACCUCAACCUCCGGUGCCAGAGGUUGCAACAUACGCGACGAGGCUCGCCGCCACAAUCUAACAAACCCACAACCCGAUCACAACUUCUCCGCUAAAUAUGUCCCGUUUAACGGGGGACCCUCUUGCACGGAAUCCUACUCUCUCGAUGAGAUCGUUUACCGGUCUCAGUCCGGUGGCCUCCUCGAUGUCCAACAUGACAUUUCCGCUCUCAAGGCCUUCUCUGGUUCCUACUGGCGAAACCUUUUCGAUUCUCGGAUCGGGAAAACCACCUGGCCUUAUGGAUCCGGAGUUUGGUCGAAAAAGGAAUGGGUUUUACCGCAAAUAUCAAGUGAUGAUAUUGUUAGCGCUUUUGAAGGGAACUCAAAUUUAUUCUGGGCGGAGAGAUAUGGAAAGCAGUUUUUGGAUAUGAAUGACUUGUGGGUCAAACAUUGUGGGAUUAGUCAUACUGGUAGUUUCAAAGAUUUAGGAAUGACAGUGUUGGUGAGCCAAGUUAAUAGAUUGAGGAAAAUGAACAAACCAUUAGUUGGAGUUGGCUGUGCUUCCACUGGUGAUACCUCUGCUGCUCUUUCUGCUUACUGUGCUGCUGCUGGUAUUCCCUCUAUUGUUUUUCUACCAGCUAAUAAGAUUUCCAUGGCACAAUUAGUGCAGCCUAUUGCUAAUGGGGCUUUUGUUUUGAGUGUUGAUACUGAUUUUGAUGGUUGCAUGCAGUUAAUAAGAGAGAUUACUGCUGAGUUGCCAAUUUAUUUAGCAAAUUCAUUGAAUAGUUUGAGAUUAGAAGGGCAAAAAACUGCUGCAAUUGAGAUUUUGCAGCAGUUUGAUUGGGAAGUGCCUGAUUGGGUUAUUGUUCCCGGUGGUAAUUUGGGGAAUAUAUAUGCUUUUUAUAAAGGUUUUUAUAUGUGUAAAGAGUUGGGGCUUGUUGAUAGGAUUCCUAGGCUAGUUUGUGCACAAGCUGCAAAUGCUAAUCCACUUUAUUUACAUUACAAGUCAGGAUGGAAAGACUUCAAAUCUAUCAAAGCAAAUAAUACAUUUGCAUCUGCUAUUCAGAUUGGUGAUCCUGUUUCUAUUGAUAGAGCUGUUUAUGCAUUGAAAAAUUCAAAUGGGAUCGUGGAGGAGGCUACUGAGGAGGAGCUAAUGGAUGCAAUGGCCCAAGCUGAUUCUACUGGUAUGUUUAUAUGUCCUCAUACAGGGGUGGCAUUGACAGCAUUGAUUAAGCUGAGGAAUAGUGGGGUUAUAAAACCUACAGAUAGGACAGUGGUAGUGAGUACUGCUCAUGGAUUAAAGUUUACCCAGAGUAAGAUCGAAUAUCACUCAAGCGAAAUCAAGGACAUGGCUUGUAGGUUUGCUAAUCCGCCUGUGAGUGUCAAGGCUGAUUUUGGGUCAGUUAUGGAUGUUUUGAAGAAGUAUUUGCUGAGCAAAGAAUCAAAGUAUUAGGUUGAUCAAUGGGCAUUUUAAGUCAUUGGUGUUAUCAUUUGGUAUUGAAUGUUUCUUGAUGGGAUUUUCACUUUCUGUUAUUCUGUAGCUUUUAGAAGAUGGAAACUACAUUUUUGGUAAAGUAGCCAAUUUUAGAGGAGGUUUUCACUCCUCAUCAUUUGGAUUAAUGAAAUAUUUGCUCGAAGCAGCAUUUAUUUACUUUAUGUAUUCUUAAGUUUGUUUUUUGCUUUAGGCUGGCAGCUUGCUGGGUAAUGAAUGCCGGUAGUUCAAAUAA
This is a messenger RNA of Jatropha curcas, 1936 nucleotides long. RefSeq names its product threonine synthase, chloroplastic. The record is from RefSeq and is a predicted model, not a curated record. Gene Ontology annotation, biological process: amino acid metabolic process. Lineage: Eukaryota; Viridiplantae; Streptophyta; Magnoliopsida; Malpighiales; Euphorbiaceae. Gene Ontology annotation, molecular function: pyridoxal phosphate binding.